Molecule: messenger RNA, 708 nt
Organism: Terrapene triunguis (Three-toed box turtle)
Lineage: Eukaryota; Metazoa; Chordata; Testudines; Emydidae
Product: C->U-editing enzyme APOBEC-1-like
Exons: 5
Coding region: 1-708 (235 amino acids)
Biological process (GO): cytidine to uridine editing
Cellular component (GO): cytoplasm; nucleus
Molecular function (GO): RNA binding; cytidine deaminase activity
Source: RefSeq, a predicted model, not a curated record
AUGAUGAUCACACCUGAUGUGUAUAAGCCAGCUCUGCAACCAGUCCAUAGCUGGUACAGAAAGAGUGAUACCUGUAUAUGCAGCCUGGAGAAUGUUUUGGGUUCCUCUGGGAUGAAGAGCACUUGUGAAUUGUGGAAGAUACAACCAAAUGAUUUUAAGGUGAAUUACAUCCCAGGUAUAUGUCCAAGAGUGACGUACCUGCUCUACGAAAUCAGGUGGGGCAGAAGUACCAAGUUCUGGAGGCACUGGUGUCGAAACACCCCAACCCAGCACGCCGAAAUCGCCUGCCUGGAACAUGACUUCAAGAAGUUAAAGUUCAGGCCAUCAGUGCGCUGCUCCAUCACCUGGUUCCUGUCCUGGAGCCCCUGUGGGAAAUGCUGCCGGUGUAUAGUGGAGUUUGUGAGGGCACACCCCAGUGUGACUCUGAAGAUAAAAGCAGCGUGGCUCUUUAAGCAUAUGGAUGAACGCAACCGACAAGGCCUCAGGAACUUGAUGGAGAAUGGAGUAGCCCUAUACAUCAUGAAUCUGCCAGAUUACAGAUACUGCUGGAGAACAUUUGUUGCCCAUCAAAAUGGAGAGGAAGAUGACUAUUGCCCCUUGGUGCCCUCUCUGUGGAUCAUUUUCUAUUGUCUAGAACUCCAGCGUGUCCUUUGGCAAGACAUGCACACCCCUGAGUAUCAGCAGCACACCUUCAAUCUCAUCCUGUGA